UGUGUUGGAAGAAAAAAUUGAACGACAGAGAGAAGAUCAAUGCCAUUGGCCGCAGACAGAGAAAAAGACACUUUCACUGAAAUUAUAAAAGAAUAAAGAUUUGUGUUUUGUAUUUUUAUGUUAAAUCCCUCAUUGUUUUUUGGCAGUCACUAUCAUAGUUCAAUUUGUGGUGUUAGUUUUGUUUUGUUACCCUUCCUCUCCAGCCUUUUCUUGAGUUUCUCUCUCUCUCUCCUUUUUAAUUUUAAAUAAUUUGUUUGUCUGUUGCGUGAAAGAGGCCCUGAAAACAAGAUUUCUGUAGUCAAGUUUGGAGCUUUUUGCUCUGUGAUUGGUGUGUUCUCCAAACAAUGCAUAAUUCUUCAUCUGGGUACUUGGUUCUGGUUUAAUAUGGGGGUGGAAGACCGUUUUCCGGUGGGUAUGCGUGUACUUGCCGUUGACGACGACGAAACGUGCCUCUCAGUGUUGGAGAACCUGCUUCGCAAAUGCCAGUAUAAUGUUACUACAACUAAUCAGGCAAUUAAGGCGCUAGACAUGUUGAGGAAAAACAGAAACAAGUUUGACCUUGUUAUUAGUGAUGUGAAUAUGCCAGACAUGGAUGGGUUUAAGCUGCUUGAGCUAGUGGAACUUGAAAUGGACCUACCAGUUAUCAUGUUGUCAGGAUACGGUGAUAAAGAGCGGGUCAUGAGAGGUGUUAUACACGGCGCUUGUGACUACUUAACGAAACCGGUUCGAAUUGAAGAGUUACAGAACAUAUGGCAACAUGUAGUGCGAAGGAGGAUUGAUAGCAAGGAUAAGAAUAAGACUGCAAGUGAGGGAAAAGCCUGCAGUAUGGCUGGUAAGCUUGCAAAUGAGGAGAAAGCCUGCUAUAUGGCUGGGGAAUGUAGUCAAGCCAUGGCAUCAAAAAGUAAUGCCGACCAGAAUAUAAAACUGGGUCAAAAAAGGAAGGAACAAAGCGAGGAUGAGGAAGAGGAAGAAUAUGAUCAAGAAAAUGAAGAACCCUCAAAUCAGAAGAAGCCUCGUUUAGUUUGGGAUGCCGAGUUGCAUAGGAAAUUUCUUGCUGCGAUUAAUCAUCUGGGAAUUGACAAGGCUUUCCCCAAGAGAAUACUGGACCUGAUGAAUGUUGAAGGACUUACACGAGAAAACAUAGCAAGCCAUCUGCAGAAAUACAGACUCGGUCUCAAAAAAUCCACUCAACAGCCUAGCAUGGUUGCUACGUUGGGUAAUAGUGAUCCUUACCAGCAGAUGGAUUCAAUAGAAGGCUUUCGCACUUUGUCGGGAUCAGGAGGAAUGAUAAGCACCACACUACCAUCAUAUGCAUCUGGUGGACUGUUUUGUAGGCUGAACUCCCCAUCUGGCUUGAGAGGAAUUAACUCUUCUCUUCUUGUUCAGCCUGUUCAUUCUCAAAACAUUGAUAGCAGGUCCAUAAAAACACUUGGAAACAUGCAGCUAUCCAUGUUUUCUGCAAAUCAAACCUCAAGUUUAUUACAGGGCAUUCCAACAUCAAUCGAUGGUAACCAAUUUCAGCAGAAUAAUUGUUCAAUUGGUAUUAGGAAGUUGAGUCCACUUGAUGAUUUAUCAAGUGGAUUUAAAGUUUCCUCUGGUUUCUCAAACAGUAGAGCUACUGUUAGAAAUCCAAAUAAUUCUCUACAUGGUCUCUCAAAUAAUCAUUUACUUUUACAAGGAAAUUCCCCACCAACACAUAAUUCUGGAGCAUUCGGAAAUCACUCUUCUCUUGGAGCUGCUUCGGUGAAAACACAAUCCUUUGACCCUGGCAUCUGUGAGUUGGGUUAUAAUCGGUGUAAUAAAAGCUGGCAGGGAACAACUCAGAUAUCUAAGUUUCCUGCCAAUACUUCUGCAGUCAGUAACAAUGAUCAGCUGGCUCAAAAUAACUUGAACUUUUCCUCAUCCACUUUUUGCAGUGGGAACAGCCCAGUUGAUUUUUCUUCCACUAGUGUUGUUGCUCCUCCCUUGGAGGAUGCUAGAGGUAAGCUACGAUGUCAAGAAGGCUUACUUGAGAAUAUCUUACUGACAUCAUGUUACACCCAGCAUCAGAGCUGGGAAGCAGAUAACCGGGGUUGCAACAAAGAAAUGAGUCAAACUUUCAACACCAUAAAGUCUGUCUCUCCUAAUGGAGACACUAGUUCCUUAGGACAUAGUUUAGACCAAAACAAUACAGUUAGCAGCAAGAGAAUUGAUGUAUCUUUGGUUAAUCCAUCAGUCACGCAGUCUAGUGAAGAUGAGAAAUUCUAUUCGAUGGAGUCAAUUGAUGGCUGCAUUUUGCAGAGCAUGGAGUCCCAAGAAGAUCUCAUGCAGAAUACUUUUGAGUCGUUGGAUGACAUAAUGAGUGAAAUAACCAAACAGGAGCAAAAUGCCAUUAUGUUGAUGGAUGGAGAAAUGGAGUUUGAUGCUUACCAUGUUGGAUCAUGCAUUUGAUUACUUCUGAUUCGCCACGAGCAUGAAAAUCGCUAAAGUUACUACUCUCCUGUCCUGGAGUCUUUCAUCGUGCAGUAUCGCAUUGAUGUAAUUUCUGUUUCACUAAUAGUGUGUGCUACUUGUACAGUAGUAAUUGCAUCAAAUUCUCCACUCUCUUGAUGAUCUUUUUAUAUAAAUAAAACAACGAGUUAACUUCUUA
Glycine soja is the source of this 2629-nucleotide messenger RNA. RefSeq names its product two-component response regulator ARR10-like. Gene Ontology annotation, biological process: cytokinin-activated signaling pathway; phosphorelay signal transduction system. Bases 385 to 2430 code for a protein of 681 amino acids. The transcript is spliced from 6 exons. The record is from RefSeq and is a predicted model, not a curated record. Lineage: Eukaryota; Viridiplantae; Streptophyta; Magnoliopsida; Fabales; Fabaceae. Gene Ontology annotation, molecular function: DNA binding; DNA-binding transcription factor activity.